Molecule: messenger RNA, 654 nt
Organism: Acanthosepion pharaonis
Lineage: Eukaryota; Metazoa; Mollusca; Cephalopoda; Sepiida; Sepiidae
Source: the annotation of a GenBank genome assembly
AUGAGUGUCUUCUGUCUCAUAGAACAUGGUCUUUCUUGGAUGAUGCCGAAUAUUUCUUCACAAUUCUGUUCAUAUCUAUCUAAGUCUGUUCGUUUUACUCCAUCUGUUCAUAUCUAUCUAUCUAUCUAUCUAUCUAUCUAUCUAUCUAUCUAUCUAUCUAUCUAUCUAUCUAAGAAUGUUCAUAUCUAUCUAAGUCUGUUCAUAUCUAUCUAUCUAUCUAUCUAUCUAUCUAUCUAUCUAUCUAUCUAUCUAUCUAAAGCCUCUAUAAUCUGUUCAUAUCUAUCUAUCUAUCUAUAUCUAUCUAAAUCUGUUAUCCAUCUAUUUUCUCCAUCUAUCUAUCUAUCUAUCUAUCUAUCUAAGUCUGUACAUAUCUAUCUGAGUCUGUUCAUAUAUCUAUCUAUCUAUCUAUCUAUCUAUCUAUCUAUCUAUCUAUCUUACUUUCUCUCUGAUCUCCCCCCUCUCUCCUCUCUAUGCCCCUAUCUCUCUCUCUGUCAAUAUAAACGCACACUUUUAAAUAUCUAUAAAAUUUUUAUCUCUCUCUUUCUCACAACCUCAUUCUCUCUCAUACAAAAACACAAUUCUUGUGUAUCUCUCUCUAUAAUCUAUCAAUCUAUCUCUAUUUCUCUGUUUCCCCCCCAAUCUCUCUCUCUCUAA